Messenger RNA from Melanaphis sacchari, 686 nucleotides. RefSeq lists its product as uncharacterized. Lineage: Eukaryota; Metazoa; Arthropoda; Insecta; Hemiptera; Aphididae. The record is from RefSeq and is a predicted model, not a curated record. The transcript has a single exon. The coding region runs from base 57 to 269 and encodes 70 amino acids.
UUUCUUUAAUUUUUUAUAUUACAACAUUAUCAAAAGAAGUGUUGCCGAUAAAAAGAAUGGAACGAGAGGCCUUCGACGAGAGUGAUUUCCAACAAACCGAAUAUUGGAUUUACGACAAAACUCUCGACGACGACGAUACUUGCAAUAGAUUGAUCGUUGUAGAACCGUUCGAGUGGUAUUUGUUGAACGUAAACCGUCAAUUGUAUCUGAUAGAUCCGGAAAGACCGAUAGGAGCGUUACGGAUCCUAUCGGAUCAUUUAUUAGGAUAAAACGUCGGCUAUUUGUAUUUUAAAAAAAUCACUAAUCGAAUGCUGUUUGGACGUGACCGAAGAUACGCUCAUGAUGAUUUACAAUAGACCCGAUGUGGUGCCUAUGUAAAAAAUACCGUUUACAAUAACCGGGACCAAGUACACUGUGUUUACGGCCAUAAACGAAUUGUGUAUAUCUUAUAUAGAUUUCGAAACGAACGUCGAGAGCAACCACACAAUCGGAUAUUUAGAAAAUAUAUAUAGUGUUCGUAAUAAAGGUAACAAUUUCACGACAUUUUUCGCUCCGAGAUUUAAUAGAUCGUUAAAUAGUACAUUCGGCUUCGAUAGUACCUGUAAAUGCAACAACACAACUACGCCUUAUAUAAAAAACGAACAGAGUAUUUUGACAAAAUUAUACACCAAACCGAGUGCCGAAGA